Messenger RNA from Cygnus atratus (black swan), 2622 nucleotides. It is a transcript of the gene ACKR4, whose product is annotated as atypical chemokine receptor 4. NCBI's taxonomy places the organism in Eukaryota, Metazoa, Chordata, Aves, Anseriformes, Anatidae. The transcript is spliced from 2 exons. Gene Ontology annotation, cellular component: membrane. Gene Ontology annotation, biological process: immune response; G protein-coupled receptor signaling pathway; chemotaxis. Bases 770 to 1927 code for a protein of 385 amino acids. The record is from RefSeq and is a predicted model, not a curated record. Gene Ontology annotation, molecular function: scavenger receptor activity; chemokine receptor activity; chemokine binding.
AUCUUUCAUUUCCUGGAAAAGCACGGCCUCUUUAUAAUCCAGGCAGCACACUUGCAAGUGGAAGAAACAUUGCCUCAUGGAAAGAACAGCCUCUUAUUUUUCCUCUACAGUUUCUGAAGAAAUAUUAUCAAACACUAACGUGAUUAUGAGCCUGACUGGUAACAUCCAAGUCCCUGAGAACUCUCCCACAGGGUGCAGGAGUACCUGCUUAUACUCUGGCUGACAGCUUGCCACUUGCUUUCACAUCUGUUUGCUAUCAUCUUCCCAGUUUUGUUCAAUAUCAAAUACCAAAUGAGCAAACAUUCCACUCCAUUUCACAAAAAGCAUACAUCUCUUCAUUUUAUCCCCUAAAAAGUUACUAAAAUGUGGGAUAAAAGGUUUUCUUAAAUCCUUAUAUAGGCAGCCAUCAAAAGCACAGUACUGCCCUGAUGAAAUGAUGCAGCGACUUCCUACUGGCAGCUGUCCUAGAAAGAUCUCUCCCACUUUUUCCUCCUUUUCACAUUUUAAAUGUGUGAUCUGUUAAACCCUUUUGAUUAUAUGAAAAAUGGACUUUCAGGACUAACUCAAACUGUAACAUACUGAAAUAGUAGGAGUUUUGAUGUUUCAAAGAAUACUUGCAUUCCAGUUGGAACAGGGAAGAAAGUAGGAAACGUGAGACCUCAGCACCGAAGUUUCAAGGAAAGCAGGAUUUUUUUCUCUUUACUGGUGAAUCAAAAUGAAAGUGCAACUGACUUCCAGAGGAGGGUGUGGUGCUUGAAGACAAAAUGUAAUGUGUCAGACCAACUCGGACCAUUUCCCUGAAGCACAUCUCAGUUGCAGUACCUGCUACCAGUCUGCAGACAAAAGGUUUGCCAUGGGCUGGAAUAUGAACAACUCAACUGAUUACUGGAUUGAGGAUGAGGAGGAUGAUCUCAACUCUGUCAUAGAUUACAACAUGUACGAGCUUCUCUGUGAAAAAGACGAUGUGAGAAAGUUCAGGAAAUUAUUCCUUCCUGUGUUCUACGCAUUGACUUUCACUGUUGGAGUCGCAGGAAAUUCCUUAGUGGUAGCAAUUUAUGCCUAUUGCAAGAAACUGAAGACCAAGACAGAUAUGUACAUCAUGCACCUCGCCAUCGCCGAUCUGCUCUUGCUCUUUACACUCCCUUUUUGGGCUGCAAAUGCAGUGCAAGGAUGGGAAAUUGGAAUAUCCAUGUGCAAGCUCACUUCUUCUCUGUACACCAUGAAUUUCAGCUCUAGCAUGCUGUUCUUGGCCUGCAUCAGUGUGGACAGAUACAGGGCGACUUCUGGAUCCCAAGGGCACAGAAGAGCUGGUAAACGCUGCAGCAUUACCUGCUUCUGUGUCUGGCUGGCUGCCAUAUUGCUCAGUAUCCCUGAACUGAUCUUUAACCAAGUCAAGAAGCACAAUAACAGGAAUGAAUGCUUUCCUGUAUUUCCAACGAACAUGGAAACUCUAUUAAAAGCAACCAUUCAAAUCCUGGAAAUUAUCCUGGAAUUUCUGCUUCCUUUCCUAGUAAUGCUGACCUGCUAUUCAGUUACUGCUCGAGCAAUCUUUAGAUCUGCAAACGCUAAAAAGUCUCGACCUUUCAUGGUUCUGUUGGCAGUAGUGGCUACUUUCAUUAUUACUCAGCUGCCUUACAACAUUGUUAAGUUCUGGCGAGCCAUAGAUAUCAUCUAUUUAUUGAUUACUGACUGUGAUGCAAGUAAAACUAUAGACAUUGCGCUCCAGGUCACCAAGAGCAUAGCUUUGUUUCACGCCUGCCUGAACCCUCUUCUGUAUGCCUUUUUGGGCGCCUCCUUUAAAAUGCAUAUUAUGAAAAUAGCAAAAAAUUACGGCUACUGGAGAAGACAACAACAGAAUGGAGUACCUGAAGAAAUUUCUAUGAAUUCUGAAGACCGUACUGAACAAACAAUUAGCUUCACCAUAUAGACUAUUACUUGCAUUACCUUACUCAAAAGGGGAAAUAUUUACUAACGUGGGGGGGGGAGGGGGGGGGGGGGAUAUUCUUUCAACAGCUGUUUCUCUGCAAGUCAGCUUUCAGAUGAAUCUCUGAACCUGCAGACUAGCCAAGACACUACACUGCAAUUCAAAGUGGAACAUCAUUAUUGAAAUGAAGUAAUGAGCAAGAACAAAUACUGAAAGUGACAGAAACAAUUAAGGUGUUUACUACAAACAAAUCAAAACAUUAAGAUUUAAAAAUAAGGUAUCGGUUCAUGGUUGAGAAUUGACAGGGGAAAAAAAAACUAUUUUCUACGUGUGUUUUCACAUAAGUAUAGCAACAAGAACAUCCUCCACAAAAAACACUAACUCCUGCUCUGUAGCUACCUAAAAAGAUCUUUCAUCUCUCCAUUUGUUGCUCACCCUAAACUUCAACAAGCCCAGUGUCCUACAGGAGGCACAUUCCAGAUCUCUGUAAAGGUAACAUCAAACGUAAAUGCCAAAAUACUGAAGUCAAAGCAUUGGCAGAAAUAUAAUAAAAGGUUUGAAGUUAAUUUUCAGACACAGGGCCUGGAAUUUCCAGUCAGAAUCUGUAAAAUGAACAUGACACUGAAAUAAUUAUAAUCUUCUAAAUUAUGCUGAGAUACAAUAAAAUAUAAGAACAUUAAAAGUGCACUGGCUUUCAA